Salvia hispanica is the source of this 1339-nucleotide messenger RNA. The record is from RefSeq and is a predicted model, not a curated record. NCBI's taxonomy places the organism in Eukaryota, Viridiplantae, Streptophyta, Magnoliopsida, Lamiales, Lamiaceae.
GUCAAAUUGCUGAAGAAUUUAGGAGUCGAUGCUUUCAGAAUGUCCAUCUCUUGGCCUCGAAUAUUACCUUAUGGGAAGCUAAGCGGUGGAAUCAACAAAGAAGGAGUAGCCUUUUACAACAACGUCUUCAAUGAGCUCAUAGCAAAUGGUAUAACCCCAUUUGUGACACUAUUUCAUUUUGACGUUCCUCAAGCACUAGAAGAUGAGUAUGGAGGCUUCCUAAGUCCACUCAUUAUAGAUGAUUUUAGAGAUUUCGCAGAAGUUUGUUUCAAUGAAUUUGGCGAUCGAAUUAAGUAUUGGAUGACAAUAAAUGAGCCAUUUAUAUUUGUUGUAACUGGAUAUGAUGGAGGUUUGUACGGACAGUUAGCGCCUGGGAGAUGUUCCUCUUGCCCUCAAGGUAACUCUGCAAUCGAACCUUACGUUGUCGCUCAUCAUUUGCUUCUCUCUCAUGCUGCAACUUUCAGACUAUACCAACACAAAUAUCAGGCAACUCAAAAGGGAGAAAUAGGCAUAACACAAGUAUCCAACUGGAUUGUACCUUAUUCGAGUACCGAUCUCGAUACCAAAGCUGCACAACGAGCCCUUGAUUUUAUGUACGGAUGGUUUAUGAAUCCAAUAGUAUAUGGAGAUUAUCCAGCAAUAAUGCGUUCCAUUGUUAAAAAUCGAUUGCCAAAAUUUACAGAGGAGGAAAGCUUAAUGCUGAAAGGUUCAUUCGGUUUCAUAGGAUUAAACUAUUAUACAGCAAAUUAUGCAGCACAUAUCUCCACUCCCAAUCCCAAUAUUAGCUGCUCCACUGAUAAUAUGGUUUAUCUUUCUUCGGAUAUUGACGGUGUACCAAUUGGUGAUCCGACUGCAGUUAGCGUUUUCUAUGUCUACCCACUGGGACUCCAUGAUAUUCUACUCUACACCAAGCAAAAAUACAACAUUUCCAAAACUAUUUACGUAACAGAAACAGGUAUAGGUGACUUUUACAAUAGCAGUACAGAAGACCAACAACGAAUUGAUUUUUACUAUGGUCAUAUUAGAGCCGUUCAACAAGCCAUUGAGAAGGGUGUAAAUGUAAAGGGCUUUUUUGCGUGGUCAUUUUUGGACAAUUUUGAAUGGGCGCAGGGUUACACGAUUCGAUUUGGAUUUUAUUAUGUGGAUUACGAGAAUGGGCUUAAAAGAAUUCCUAAACGAUCUGCUUUAUGGUUUAAGAAUUUCCUCAACUACAAGUAAAGAUGUACUUAUGUGCGUAUAUUGAUCUAGUAAUUGAGUGGUUAAUGUUUGAAUCACAGAUUAAUUUGAAUAUACUGUUAUACAACAUUUAAAAUUUAUAGUAUUUAAUUUAUUUACAAUU